Molecule: messenger RNA, 1710 nt
Organism: Leguminivora glycinivorella
Lineage: Eukaryota; Metazoa; Arthropoda; Insecta; Lepidoptera; Tortricidae
Product: probable chitinase 2
Exons: 8
Coding region: 49-1560 (503 amino acids)
Biological process (GO): chitin catabolic process; carbohydrate metabolic process
Cellular component (GO): extracellular region
Molecular function (GO): chitinase activity; chitin binding
Source: RefSeq, a predicted model, not a curated record
UUUUCAUUAUCAUUAGUUUUAUCUGUGUAAUUAUAGUAACCUUUGAAAAUGUCUUUGUUUCUUAAAUUUGUGUUUGGAGUCGUUUUGCUGACCGUUUUUGUGGAGGGGCACGACAAAGUCGUAGUCUGCUACUACGGCACAUGGGCCACCUACCGCUCUGGCGACGGCAAAUUCUCCGUCUCCGACAUCAACGCUUCACUCUGCACCCAUCUCGUUUACACCUUCGUCGGGAUCCAUGACGAUGGGACUGUUAUCUCGCUCGAUCCGUAUCUGGACUUGCCUGAUAAUCAAGGACUUGACAAUUUCAAGAAAUUCAACGCAUUGAAGCAACAGAACAACCAGUUGAAAACUAUUCUGGCCGUCGGGGGCUGGAAUCAGGGAUCUGCAAACUACUCCACGAUGGCAGCCUCCGCUACCCUGCGCAAGACCUUCAUCACCACCGCCAGAGAUAUGGUCCUGACCUACGGUUUCGACGGCUUAGACAUAGAUUGGGAGUACCCCAACCAACGGGACAGUACUCAGGGAGUUGCUGACGUGAACAACUUCUCUUUAUUACUGAAGGAAUUAAGGGAAGAGUUCGAUAAACAUGGACUGUUGAUUACUGUUGCUGUUGCCGCUGUGGAGUCGAGUGCGUCGCUGUCUUAUGAUAUCCCUAAUGUGGCCAAGUACGUGGACCUCGUAAACAUCAUGACAUACGACCUGUAUGGCGCCUGGGAUUCGAUCACCGGCCACAACGCUCCCCUCCACGUAGAUCAGGGUAGGAUCUACGCUGUGGAUGCCGCUUUGAACUAUUGGCUCUCACAAGGCUGUCCCCCAGAAAAGGUUGUAAUGGGCAUACCUUUCUACGGCAGGACUUUCAACUUGACCGAUGCGAAUAACAAUGGGGUAGGGGCUCCAUCAAGUGGGGUUGGGUUCGCUGGACAAUAUACUGCUACAAAAGGCUUUGUUGGAUACAACGAGUUCUGCACCAAACUAAACACGGAAACCUGGGACGUCCUUUACGAUUCCAUAGCUCAAGUGCCAUAUGCCAUCCAAGACAAAAACUGGGUAUCCUACGAUGAUCCCAAUUCCAUAGCCAAGAAGGUCGAAUAUGCCAUGAAUCUCGGCAUCGCCGGUGCCAUGGUUUGGAGUAUCGAAACUGAUGACUUCCACGGGAAGUGUGGAGAGGACUUUGCUUUAUUAAGGGCUAUUAACUCAGCUUUAGCUGGAUCUAGUACUACUACUACUACGUCUACUACUACUCCUAGUACCACUACAACAACUAAACGUCCUACUACUACAAGUACUGCGGCCCCUACACACCCAACUACUGUUACUACUACUACUAGUACUACAACGACGUCUACUGUAAAACCUACGACAACAACAACAUCAGCACCCUCAGCACUAUGCACUAAAGAAGGUCCAAUACCCAACCCUGACGAUUGUUCCACCUUCUUCAUCUGUGUCCAAGGAAACUACGGCAUGGUUCCCACACUCAUGAACUGUCCAGCCAAUCUGGUGUGGGAUGAUGAGAAUAAAAUCUGCAAUUAUAGGUACCUUGUCAAAUGUGAAGCUUGAAAAUCGAAUGGUGUCUUGAGGCUAUCAAAAGUUUCUGAUGCGGGUUAGCAAAGAGGUUCAAGUAUAAACAAAAAUAGUGCCAAAGUAAAACGUGUAGCCACAGUGCAUAGACUACCAUCUCCCGAUGUAACUGAACAACUUCAUCUAGCU